AUGGGUAGAGCCAGAAUCCUCUUGUUUGCUGCAUUCUGGUCUGUUCAUUGUGUUACAUCUGCUUUAACAAAUACCUCUGAUCAAUCUGCGCUUCUGGUGUUAAAAUCGCAUAUUUCUUUUAGCUCUAACAAUGUUUUCCUAGAGAAAAACUGGUCUGCAGCAUCAUCUGUCUGCAGCUGGAUUGGUGUCACUUGCGGUUCAAGGCAUUCCAGAGUCACAUCCCUGGAUAUUUCCAACAUGGGCCUCACUGGAAGCAUCCCCGCAGACCUGGGAAACCUCUCUUUUCUCAGUUAUCUUGAUCUCAGUAACAACAGUUUUUCGGGAAAUCUGCCUGGACAGCUAGCUUUGUUGCGCAGGUUGAAGCUUCUUGAUUUAAGGCGUAACAAUUUUAGUGGGAAGAUUCCACCAUCUGUCUUCAGUUCCUUGCCUGAACUUCAAUUCUUGCACCUCUCGCGUAACAGCUUUUCAGGUAGCAUACCAGCCUCACUCUCUAAUCUAACUAAAAUUGAGGAGCUAGCCUUGAACAGGAAUUUCCUACAAGGGAGCAUUCCAGAAGAAAUAGGUGAUCUUCAUUCCUUAACAUUUUUAAACCUGGAAGGUAACCAGUUUACAGGUCCUAUACCACCACAUGUGUUCAAUCUUUCCUUGCUGGAAAACUUGGCCCUUUCGGGCAAUGAUCUGUCCGGUGAUCUUCCAGUAGAUUUUUGCUAUAAUCUUCCAAAGCUUGAAGGGCUUUAUCUUUCAAGCAAUGAACUAGAAGGCCUCAUACCACCUAGUAUAGGAAAAUGUUCACAGCUUCAAGUUCUAUCACUGUCCCGCAAUGAAUUUAGUGGAACCAUACCAAGAGAAAUUGGGAAUUUAACUCUGCUGACACUGUUACAUCUUGGGGGCAACAAUUUGGAAGGUACAAUACCAACUGAGAUUGGUAACCUUCAAAGACUAGAAGUGUUUGGAUUAGAUGGGGAUAGUUUAAGUGGUUCCAUUCCGGCAAGUGUCUUCAACAUUUCAACACUUCAGGACUUCACAUGUGUGGCAAAUUCCCUAUCUGGUAAUCUUCCUUCAGAUAUGGGCAAAAAAGUGCCAAAUCUUGAAACACUUCACUUUGGAAUGAAUAACCUUAGUGGAAAUAUACCUGUUUCCAUCUCAAAUGCUUCAAAGCUCACCAUUUUGGACCUCUCAAAUAACAUUUUCAGUGGUCCUAUACCCAAUGCACUUGGAAAUUUAGGAUCACUUAAUCUUCUGAGCUUGGGGGGUAACAAUUUGAUGAUUGAAUCUUCAUCUUCAGAACUCGUAUUUCUUACUUCUUUGACAAAAUGCAGAAAUCUGACAGAACUUGUGAUUGGCGAGAAUCCUUUAAAUGGUACACUUCCAGCCUCCAUUGGUAAUUUUUCUACCUCUCUCCAAAUUUUUGAUUCCUCUGGAUGUAAUAUCAGGGGUACUAUUCCAGACCAAAUCGGUAAUCUGACUAGGGUUUCCUUGUUAAGUCUAUCUGACAACAAUUUGAUUGGUACAAUUCCGAGUACCAUUGAUGGUUUACAAAGCCUUCAACAGUUGUAUUUAGACAACAACAAGAUAACAGGAUCAGUGCCAGACAAUAUCUGCAGCUUACAAAAGCUUGGCGCAAUAGGUCUCAGAGGGAAUCAAAUCUCGGGUGCUGUGCCAUCCUGUAUAGGAAAUAUUUCUUCCUUGAGACAUCUUACUCUAGCUUCUAACAGUUUCAGCUCAAGUUUGCCUCCAAGAUUAUGGAGGCUUAAAGAUCUUCUGAGAUUUGAUGCAUCCUCAAAUUCACUUAGCGGAUUUCUACCUCCUGAAAUUGGAAACUUAAAGGCUGUAAUAGAAAUUGAUUUGUCCAGCAAUAACUUCUCUGGAAAUAUUCCACAAUCUAUAGGUGUCCUUCAGAACCUGAUCAAUCUCUCCUUAGCCCAGAAUAACCUGGAAGGGCCUAUUCCAAAUACACUAGGUAAGGUGGUAAGCUUGGAAGGAUUAGAUUUGUCUCAUAACAAGCUUACUGGAAUGAUUCCCCAGUCACUCGAGGAUCUCAAGUACCUCAGACAAUUUAAUGUCUCCUUCAAUCAACUAAGUGGGCAAAUUCCUACAGGUGGUCCUUUCCAAAACUUCACAAAUCAGUCUUUUUUGUCUAAUGGUGCACUAUGUGGUGCUCCUCAGUUUCAAGUGCUUCCCUGCCCUAUGAUUUCUCCCCACAGGAGAAGGAAAAGAUUCUUUUCGAUCAUAUAUAUCAUCCUUGGGAUUUCAUCUCUAAUUCUUGUAUCAGCUCUGGGAUUUCUAAUUGCAAGAUGGCAAAAGAAAAAGGAAAAAGCAGUUGAAACUGAUCCAUCACCUGCAACAGCACAUCAAAGGAUUUCCUAUUAUGAACUUGAAAAAAUUACUGACGGAUUCAGUGAAAGCAACCUGCUUGGUAUUGGGGGUUACAGCUCUGUCUACAAAGGUACACUGCCUGAUGGUACUCCUGUGGCUGUAAAAGUAUUUAACAUGAAACUAGCAGGAGCACUCAAGACCUUUGAUACAGAAUGUGAAGUAGUACGCAACAUUCGUCACCGAAAUUUAACAAAAGUCAUCACUAGUUGCUCCAACCAGGACAUGGACUUCAAAGCCCUAGUACUGGAGUACAUGCCUAAUGGCAGCCUUGAAAAAUGGUUGUAUUCUCACAACUACUUCCUAGACAUCUUUCAGAGGCUAGAUAUAAUGAUAGAUGUGGCAUCUGCAUUGGAUUACCUCCAUAAUGGUUAUUCUACCUCAGUGGUGCACUGUGAUGUGAAGCCUAGCAAUGUUUUGCUUGAUGAAGAUAUGGUAGGACAUGUAUGCGAUUUUGGUAUUGCAAAAUUAUUGGGUGCAGAAGAUGGAAUCACACGUACCAAAACAAUCGCGACAAUAGGAUACAUUGCACCGGAGCAUGGAUUGGAAGGGUUAGUGUCCACUAAAUGUGAUGUUUAUAGUUAUGGUAUCAUGUUGAUGGAGACUUUCACUCGAGUAAAACCUAGUGAUGACAUGUUUGCUGGAGCUAUAACCCUGAGGCAAUGGAUCAUAGAUUCUUUUCCAAGUGGACUUUUGCAGGUUUUAGACUCUAACAUGCUAAAACCAGAAGAAGAAAAUUUUGAUGCUAAGAUGCGUUCUGUGUCAUCACUUAUGGAGUUGGCUUUGGACUGCACAGAAACAUCACCCAAUGCUAGAAAGAACAUGCAAGAUGUUCUUUCCACGCUCAAAAGAAUUAGGAUGCAGCUUCAAAGUUCUCAUGGUAAUUAUGUGGUAAAGUAAGCACUUAAUUUGGCACUUUUCCUUGGUUAUUAUAGCAUGAGAAUUGAUGAGACCAACUGUAUUAGGUCCCUUCGUUGCGUGUUUGUGUAACAAACUACAUCACAUUCAUGUUUAGACAUCUACUUUAUUUGCAAAAGAAUAUCAAGAAAUCAACUUUCUUGCCA
This is a messenger RNA of Coffea eugenioides, 3437 nucleotides long. RefSeq names its product probable LRR receptor-like serine/threonine-protein kinase At3g47570. Gene Ontology annotation, molecular function: ATP binding; protein binding; protein kinase activity. Gene Ontology annotation, biological process: protein phosphorylation. The transcript has 3 exons. Bases 1 to 3273 code for a protein of 1090 amino acids. Lineage: Eukaryota; Viridiplantae; Streptophyta; Magnoliopsida; Gentianales; Rubiaceae. The record is from RefSeq and is a predicted model, not a curated record.